Fundulus heteroclitus (mummichog) is the source of this 5151-nucleotide messenger RNA. Its product is annotated as R3H domain-containing protein 2. Lineage: Eukaryota; Metazoa; Chordata; Actinopteri; Cyprinodontiformes; Fundulidae. The record is from RefSeq and is a predicted model, not a curated record. Gene Ontology annotation, molecular function: nucleic acid binding. The transcript is spliced from 28 exons. Bases 714 to 3971 code for a protein of 1085 amino acids.
AGGUGUGGGGGGGGGAGCCUAAACUGACGCUGACACACAAGCCGGAGCCGAGAAGAGGGGGGGACUAGUGUUUUGUUUCUUUUUUUCUUUAAUUUAUGUCGUUUUAUUCUUUGGCGUUUUGUUGAUGUUUAGCAGUAUUCCAUCGGCAGAGCGGACUUCCCUGGCUUUUCGGCGCUUGCUUUUCUGCCGUUAACUUUCGUGGCGCUGUUCCCUCACGCGGCGCUAUUUUGACAGUCGGGUCGCAGGGAUCCAACUCAGGCUAGCAGCAACAUCACAUUAGCAGCGUGACAACGUGAAGGAUUUUCCACACGGGAGUCAAAGCACACAGCCACCAAAAGGGGCUCCAGACUGUAGGCAAGACCAUGCUGCUGCAGUAAGCCGAAGGCAGAGACGAGAGGCCUUAGACGACCUCUAAAGGUGGUGACUGGCCCGCUGGUGUCCCCCCCACCUCAGUCCGACUGGGGCGCUGCCUCUUCACUUCAUCCGAUUGCUCCUUUACUCCAAGGCCAAGGCUUACUAUGGAAUGCGUGUUACCUGUUGCUGCAGCCCAGCCUAGCACUCUACCUUAGUGGAUUCCCCUCAUCUCUUUGGGUGUGGUUCUUAUCCACACUCACUGUAAAACGUUCAGCAUAGACCUGGUACCACCAACAGCCACUACUGGGUCCUCCACCCAACCCCCUCCCCACUCCCACCCUCUCCCCUCCCCUAAGAAGAUGUCACUGAGCCUGACAACAGACAUCCAGCAGGAGGGAGAGAGUGGGCUACAAAUCGAGCCCUGCAGUCGAGGCAAAACCACGCCUCAACCACAGGGUACCAAGGAUGGGACAGGAGAGGGCCCAGAGCCCGAUGAUAACUCUCCACAGGAUGCACAGCAGAAGCGGGCUACCAACCAUAGCCAUGGCAGGAAAAGGGCAAAGUCUAAUGCCAAAAUGAAAUUAGUACGGAGUCUGGCAGUAUGUGAGGAGUCCUCUGGUCCCUUCCCCAAUGAUGGACCCCCAGAAUCGGAAAUCAUCCAGCUUCACAUCAGCUGUCCAUCAGACAAAGAAGAGGAAAAGUCUUCAAAGGAUGAAUAUGAAAAUGAAGAAAAGGAGAAGAAGGACAAGACUCCUCGAAAGAUGCUGUCCCGUGAUUCCAGUCAGGAAUACACCGACUCCACAGGCAUCGACGUUCAUGAGUUUUUGGUCAACACACUGAAAAAUAAUCCCAGGGAUCGGAUGAUGCUGCUUAAACUAGAACAAGAUAUCCUGGAGUUCAUUAAUGACAACAACAACCAGUACAAGAAAUUUCCUCAGAUGACUUCGUAUCAUCGAAUGCUGUUGCAUCGUGUGGCCGCCUACUUCGGCAUGGACCACAACGUUGAUCAGACGGGAAAGGCCGUCAUCAUCAAUAAGACUGGAAACACGCGCAUCCCAGAACAACGGUUUUCUGAGCACAUCAAGGAUGAACGCAACGUGGACUUUCAGAAGAAGUUCAUCCUUAAAAGAGAUGAUGCCAGCAUGGACAAAGACGAUAAUCAGAUCCGUGUGCCACUGCAGGACGGGAGGCGAAGCAAAUCUAUUGAAGAGCGAGAAGAAGAAUAUCAGCGGGUACGAGACAGGAUCUUUGCCCGAGAAGUGUCCUUUUUUUUGCAGUCGUCUCAGAAUGGAUACAUCAAUGAUAACAGAUUUUCCACUGAGGGCUACUGCUCUAGCUCUCAAAAGAGGAGGCAGAUCUUUAGAGGGAACCGUGAGAGCUCGAGCCGGGCAUCGAGCAGUCGUCAAAGCAGCACAGACAGUGAUAUGAAGUGCCUGGACCCACGGCCCUGGAGCAGUACCGACUCGGACAGUUCUAACCGCACCCUUCGGCCACCCGUGACCAAGGCCAGCAGCUUCUCUGGCAUCUCCAUCCUCACCAGGGGGGACAGCCUUGGCAGCAACAAAGGAUCACAGGGAAGCUGCAAAGGCUCUCGCUCUGAUGUGGUGUUUUUAUCUCCCUGUUCCUUCCUAGGCUUGCCCUUAGUGAGUCCUGAUGUUUGUCCUCCACCCUCAGUGUCCCAGUCCAGCCGUAGCCUCCUACCCUGCCCAUCUCAACCUCCACAGCAGCCGCAGGUCCAGGGCCCGCCUCAGACUGCCCUGCUGCCCACCCCACAGCAGCACCCUAUGGGGAACCACAUGAUGGCUCAGCCGGUGGCGUCUCUGCAGCCCUCUCAGCCUGUCUCCUACUCCAGCCCUUCCUGCCCCCAGGUUCUCCUGCCAGUUUCUCCUCCCCAGCAGUACACAAUGGGAGAUGAGCUACCGCCGCAGUUCACCCAGAUGACUCUGAGUCGGCAGGGCUCCAGUGAGAACCCUGAGCCCCCCCCUAUGUAUCAGCCCCCGCCCACUGUGCUGUCGCAGCAUCCCCCACCUCAGCCUGGCUACAUCAUGACGACAGGUCAGCCUUUGCCUCCUCCAUCUGGCUACCAGCCUCCUACUGGACACCCUCAUCCUCCGCCUCCACCGCCACCCCCCUCCCAGCCUGUCAUACAGGCUGCACCCCCUCCGCAAGGCUACAUCCAGCCCCCUCCACCUCAACAGAUCCAGGUGUCGUACUACCCACCUGGUCAGUACCCCAGUUCAGGCCAGCAGUACCGUGUGUCCCAACCUAUAUCCCACCAGGUGUCUUACCAAGCCCAACGCACACAACCCAUGCCUCCGCCCAAUCAGCAGUCAGGUCUCCAGACCAUGAUGCCUAGCCAGCAGCCAAGCUAUCAGAACAUGAUGGGGGUGCAGCAGCCUCCAAAUCCUGGUCUGCUCAAUUCCCAAAGGACGGGUAUCGGAGGCCAAAUGCAAAGCAUAAUGGUUCAAUACCCACAGAUGCCAUCAUAUCAGGUACCAGUGGCAAAUGAAAAUCAGCAGGUGGUGCAGCAACAGUAUCAGCAGCAGGUCAUGGUGCCAGUCAGCCAGUCUGUCCAGGGGCCCAUGCCCGUCUACUACAGUGUUAUCACACCCACACAGCAAAAUAGCACAAGCUGCAGCCCAUCAGUAGGUUACCUGCAGCCUCCCAGCUCAGAGCAGUUUCAGAUCACACAGUCACCGUCUCCCUGCAACCCUCAACCAUUGCAACAGCAAUAUUCAGGAGUGGCUCCUCCGGGGCCCGGGGUGAUGGUCAUGCAGCUCAGCGUCCCCAAUGGACCGCAGCCUUCCCAGAACCCUCCUCUGGUUCAGUGGAACCCGUGCAAGUACUACAGCAUAGAGCAGAGGCCCAGCAAGCCAGGAGACCUCUACAAACCUGACAACACUCCACAGGCCAGCACUCAGCUGACGAGUCCCCUCGCCUCUCCCACUCAGUCUCCCACCCCGUCUCCCUCUGGCAGCGUCAACAAUGUAUGUCCAGGCCUCGGCCCACUGCCCCUCAUCUCCCAGUUUCAGCGGCCAGGAGGACCAGCCCAAGGUGAUGGUCGAUACUCUUUGUUGGGCCAGCCCCUCCAGUACAGCCUGUGUCCUCCUCCGCUCAUGCAUGGCCAGCCCUCCUAUAACUCCCACCAGGGCCAAGGAGUGAUCAAACAUGGAGCGCGGGGAAAGAAGCAAACGCUCAAAUCUGCAUCAACAGAUCUGGGCACCACGGAUGUUGUCGUGAGUCGAGUACUGGAGGUAACCGACCUGCCGGAGGGGAUUUCCCGUCCGGAGGCUGAAAAGCUUUUCAACCAGCUGUCGAUGUGCGGCGCUAAGAUCCAGUGGCUGAAGGAGCCCCAGGGAGGCCGAGGAGUAGCCGGAGGCUGUGGCCCCUGCGCCGGAGCCAGCGGCAUGUCUGGGGUCGGCAUGGGAGCCGGCGGAGGGAAGGGAGAUGGCCACGAUCCAGCGCACCUCUACACAGUAGUGGCAGUGUUCCCCACCACCAUGGCUGCCCAGAGUGCUUCCUUCAAACUCAACAACAGCGGAGCCAGCCUCUUCAAACUUAGGGCCGCCAAAAAGAACUAUGACCUGCGCGUGCUGGAGAGAGCCAGCUCUCAGUGAGAGAGGAGAGGCGGCGGGGAGGAAACGCCCAGAGAGACACAGAGACCUUUGGUGGGAAAGCAAGGACAACUGAGGGGGACUGCUGUUAGUGUACAAUUUAAAAUGGGGAGAAAAAAACAAAACAAACAAAAAAAAAACACAACUUGGAGUUAAAUGAUGUGUCAAAUGUAUAAAAGGGAAGAAGGUGUGAAUCAUGAGGUGGCUGGUGUUUGGUUGCAAAUCAGAUUUUCGUUGUUUGUUUUUAUUCAUUGGUUUUUGUUUUGUAUUUAUAAAGCAGAAGAGCACACAAGACACGCGAGCAUGUGUUUCACUGUUGCUGUGGGACGUGUUACCGCCAUGAAAACGAGAACACUCGCGACGCCACACAGACGCACAGAGGUGCAGGCAACAGGGUCACGUAGCACACAACAAACACACACUGAACAGUCGAUCUCAGUCAAACCUCUUCCUCCUCAACCCCCUCCCUCCACCACCCCCCCCCUCCUCUGUUUUCUGCUGCCGCUUUCUCCCCCUUCCUCUGCUCUCCGCGGCCCGGUUGUCUCUGAAUCUCGCAUAUUUAUAAAUUCUCAUCCGCACAGAUGCGCGCUCUUUCCGCUCUCCCCGGCCGCCAUCUCUCUGACCUCCUCCUAGCUUUCUCUGCUCACCUCUUCCUCUCAUGUAGCGUCACUGCGCUCUCCUCUCUUGCUUUCUGUUUGCCUUACUGCUGUUGUGGGUUUCUGUAUUGCGCUGUUUUUUUUUUUUUUUUUCUCAGAAGUUUUCCUUUUUUGAGGGUUCAAUAUAUUUAUAUAAUUGAUGUAAGGAAUUAAAGAAAUCUAUAUAUUCAGUGAUUUUUCUUUCGUUCCCGAGUGACGAAGUUUAGGCCUUCCUUUCUCCUUUACUGCUUCCUUUUCAUCCCUGCUCCUCUUCGCUGCCCUCUACCUCACUUCUUCACUCCUCUUCCUCUCUCCCGACAACUCCCCCCCCCCAUCUCCCCCAUACCCCCCCAUACCCCCCCCCCACCCCCCUGAUCUCCAGCCCGACGUCCCCAUUGUGUUUGCGUUUUUCGUUGACAGCCGUGCAGAACGUAUCAGAAGAAGUAGUUAAAGUGCACAAUGAUUGCAUAUGUCUACUGUAAAUUUUAUUUAAUCUGUUAUUUUUGUUUGUUUUUAAAAAUAUAAAAGUUGAAAAAUCUAUAAAAACA